Molecule: messenger RNA, 3164 nt
Organism: Cryptococcus deneoformans JEC21
Lineage: Eukaryota; Fungi; Basidiomycota; Tremellomycetes; Tremellales; Cryptococcaceae
Product: expressed protein
Exons: 5
Coding region: 145-2676 (843 amino acids)
Molecular function (GO): lyase activity
Source: RefSeq, a predicted model, not a curated record
CUCAUAAAUACGUCAGCUAUAAAUAUCUCUCCUGAUUGUAUACAUAUACGUCCUUCCUUCUAGACUCAUAUACCCGUUCUUCCUCCUCUCCAACCGUCAAACGCUCACACUCUUUCAUCCCAUCGCCUUCUCUCUCGACGCGACAUGGCGCAUUAUCAACAGGCGCCUUACAGCGACAGCGCCGGCUAUGGUAAUUCGUACGGCGGUCCAACACCAAAUUACGGAGGGUACAGUGACAAUCCUCGUGGCGCUGCCGGUGGCGAUUAUGGCAACAACUCUUAUCUCAUGUCAUCAGCCAAUCCCAAUGCGGCUGCUGGGUCAGGGGGCUAUGCCGGUAGUGCCGGGGGCUUUCAACCCAAGAAAAAGCGCAAUAAGUGGCUGUGGAUAGGUUUGCCUGUGCUCCUCAUCUGUAUAAUCCUCGCGGCCGUGUUAGGUGGCGUUCUCGGCUCCCGAGCGUCCAGUGACAACAAUGACAGCUCCACUUCCUCUGAUGAUUCAUCUUCCGCAACUACCGGCGCGUCUAACGCAAAUACUGCUCUGCCCAGCGGUGUGUCCAGCGCCAACACCGCUGCUACCAAUACUGGUGCGAAUGGCGAGCAGUAUCUGGCUGUUGCUACAGACACAUACAUGUUACCUGUAUAUGCUACAGGAACUGCUACCUCCGGGUAUUCUGCCCCAACAGUAAUCUCAGACCCCGCUUCUACCGACUCUUGGCCGGACGACCCAAGUCCGCCUUCCAAUUCCACAGAAGGCAUGCGAGCACAUCCCCGUCUGGCGCCUGGUUACAAGUGGGAUGCGCUUACCCAUGGAGGUCUUAUCCAGAAUAAUCCCUACCUCAAAUAUUGGAACGCCACCAUUGUGCAGAAUGCUAGUGACACAAUUGGUGAUGAUCCUACGCCGUAUAUCCCUGAUGGCGGCCUUGAUGGAUCCGGUGUACUGGAUGUUGCCCGAGAAAUUAAGUUGAAGGUUAAGAACUGGGCCUAUGCGUACAAGGUCACCAAUGAGACGAAAUACGCCGAUCGAGUUUGGCUUGAGUUGACUACCGCUGCGGGUAACAACUCUGAUGUAUCUUUCGGUGCUGACGGCACUCGUUGGAAUCCUGCUCAUUUCCUCGAUCUCGCUGAAUUCUGUGCGGCUUUCGCCAUUGGUUACGACUGGCUUUACGACUUCUGGACGGACGACCAACGAGAUGCUCUUAUGUGGUCUAUGCUCAACCUUGGUCUUUCCUUUGGCCACGCUGUUCUUUCAGGCAACACGUCUGCAUCAUCUUACAACUGGUGGGCCGGUACUGGCGUUGGCAGUUCUGAAGUCAACGGUAAUUGGAAUUGUGUUUGCAAUGGUGGAUUAAUCCAGGCGGCAGUUGCCAUUGUCGACCGCGACCCCACUGGCAUUGCGCAACAAGUCAUUGACCUCGCCGUGCCGGACGCCUGGAAUAACUGCUUCCAGGGUGCCUAUAGUGAUGGUACAUGGGCUGAGACUGCCAAUUACUGGUACUUUGGUACCACUGGGGCUGCUGAGCUGGUCAAUGCGCUUCAAAGCUCCUAUGGUGAUGAUCGUGGUCUCCCUGAGUCCAAUCCCGGUUGGAACCUUACCUCCCUUUUCCACAUCUACGUCCAAGGUAUGACUUCACUUUUCAACUAUGGUGAUCACGGACCCAACAAGUACUCGUCAACCGCCAACUCCCUCCUUUUGUGGGCGAAUACUUUUAACGAACCCCGUUACGCGUUGUACCAGCGAGACCAUUACGAUGCUUCUGAACCUUGGAGUAUGUUCUGGUACAACCCUGCCCUAAGUGGAACCUGGUGGGAUGGCCUUCCCCUUGAUCGUUACUUUGACGACGAAAAUGGUCGGUGGGCUACCGCACGAUCCAACUGGGCGACAAAUGAAGGUUCGUACUGGGCCAUGAAGGCAAGUAAACUCACUGAUCAUCAGACCCAUGGCGAUCUUGACAUUGGAGACUUUGUCUUUGAUGCUAUGGGUCAACGAUGGGCCGGUGAGCUUGGUUCUGGACAAUAUCUCGCCGAUGGCUACUUUAGUAGUGAGGAGCAGAACUCUGAGAGGUGGCUGUACUAUCGAAAGAGGACCGAGGGCCAGAAUACCCUCCUCAUCAACGAUCAGAACCAGAAUGUCAAUGCCACACCCACGGGUAAUUGGGGCUCCUCAGGUACAGCGCAAGGUGCCGCUCCGUCAUUCCAACUUGAGUCUGACGACACUGCGUACUUCUGGACUGACAUGUCUACUGCUUACAAUUACACUGUCAAACGGGGUAUUCGUUACCUCAAUGCUCGUCAACAAGUCCUUAUUCAAGACGACGUUACCGAUGUUCCUAACCUUCAAUGGCGAAUGCACACAAACGCCACCAUCACCACCAACAAUGCUACCGCCACUCUCACUCUCUCUGAGCAAACCCUUAUUGCAUCUAUUGUGCAAGGUCCUUCCGGUGCAUCAUUCAGCACCGCUGAACCUACCAGAUCGAGCAGUGACCCGGCUCUUCCUACUGGUACAAUGGAUGCCGACCAGCCCAACGAUGGUGUGACAGUGUUGGUAGUCGACGUGCCCAAUGGAGGAACCUUCAGUCUGCAGGUGCUUUUGACGCCGCAGUGGGGGAGCAAUUUCACUGCGAUAGACAGCGUGAACAAUGUCGCUCUUGACGACUGGAGUUUAACUAGUCAUUAAGCGCUGUUCUGCUGUGGAGGGGAUCGGUCGGUGUGCAGAGUCGGAAGAGGAGCGUUGUGGUUGUGGUGUCGUGAAGUAGCAGUGGAAGUCGGGCUCAUAUAUGGCGGGCCACUGUAUCAUAUCAUCUCAAUUCUAAUUUCUUGCUUGAUAUGAUUCAAAAAAAUAUUGGUCAAUCUAUCUUUCGUGGCAUUAGUAUUAGCACGUAGUAACACUCUUUCCUUUAUAUGAUUGUUGAGACAUCUCAACGAUAACUAUGACUGUGAUCAGCCUUUUGUUUCCGUAUUUCCUGAUGAUGCACAUGGACUUUAUUAUUUGUUCCUCAACGUUUUUACGAUACUUUUAGAAAACCUUUUCCACGUAUUAACAAGAUCCAUUCCUUUCAUAUUACGAGCGAAAUGACAACCUUCUUGCGAAGGUAAGACGUUUCGUCGUGGUUGGAUAGCACGCAAGAGCAUUCACAUCUUACCAUGCACAUCCCGCUCAGAAAA